Zootermopsis nevadensis is the source of this 643-nucleotide messenger RNA. RefSeq names its product ribosomal protein LP2 (gene RpLP2). The record is from RefSeq and is a predicted model, not a curated record. Gene Ontology annotation, biological process: cytoplasmic translational elongation. Lineage: Eukaryota; Metazoa; Arthropoda; Insecta; Blattodea; Termopsidae. Gene Ontology annotation, molecular function: structural constituent of ribosome. Gene Ontology annotation, cellular component: cytosolic large ribosomal subunit; ribosome.
GGGAAAACUCUCUUUCAUGAAUGUUCAGUUUAAACCUGUAUUUGAUUUGCGUGUUCGUCAAUGUACCCCGGUAUACCCCGUAUUCAUUUUCAACUUCCGCUUUCUUCCAGAGUAAGAAAGCAAGUGUGUAAACACGUUUCGUGUCGUUUGGACUUAAAGAAUGCGUUACGUGGCCGCUUACUUGCUUGCCACCAUUGGCGGCAAAGAAUCACCAAAUUCUGCAGAUAUCGAGAAGAUUCUUAGUUCUGUUGGCAUUGAAGCAGAUGGAGAGAAAUUGAAAAAAGUCAUCGGUGAACUGAAUGGAAAGAACAUUGAAGAACUAAUUGCUGCUGGUCGUGAUAAACUGGCAACUGUGCCUGCAGGGGGAGGUGCUGCAGCUCCCGCUGCUGGAGGUGGGGCUGCUGCUCCUGCUGCAGCAGUUACUGCGGCUCCUGAAAAGGAGGAGAAGAAAGCUGAAAAGAAGGAAGAAUCCGAAUCUGAAGAUGAUGACAUGGGCUUUGGUCUCUUCGAUUAAAGUACAGCAUAUUUUUAUUUUUGACUGCAGUGUUUCAUCAUGAGAAGACUGUCUGUGAAUUGUAUAUGAGCUGUUCAUAAUGAAAUCACAAUGUAACAUUACCAAUAAAUAAUAAGUUUUGAUCUGUGA